Molecule: messenger RNA, 584 nt
Organism: Hermetia illucens (black soldier fly)
Lineage: Eukaryota; Metazoa; Arthropoda; Insecta; Diptera; Stratiomyidae
Exons: 2
Coding region: 35-337 (100 amino acids)
Source: RefSeq, a predicted model, not a curated record
AUAAGCAGUGAAUGCGGCCCGCACGAAUAUAAGAAUGGGAGAGAAGCAGAAGGAAAAUGAAAAGCACGAGUUUGCACGCGUUCGGGGUGCUGUGCGCGUUGUAAACAUCCCAGUGGCGCGUAUGUGCGUGUGGGUCCGGUGCUGGGAUAAAUACUCUCAUUGUGCGUUGAGGUGCAUCGCGUACUGGGAGAAAAUGCUUAGCACAUUUCGUGCGGCGUUGCUUAGUCCCAAAAAUGUAGAACCUGCUCGUGAAUACAAAUUGGAGCAUGUGAUAUGUAUGUACAUCACUCACGCGACCUAUAGUAUGCGAGGUGGAGUCGUUAUGAUGGAUGUUUGACCUUUUUCGUCAGCAGAUAUGUAUGUACCAUGGAUGAAUGUACGCCGGCAUGAGCACAAGGGAUAUUCACCGAAGCGCUGAAUUUGCAAAACAUUGGCGGAGUCGUGGGCAUUUCAUUUCAUUCCAAAAAUGAAAUUCUAUUUUGAAUUCAAAAUAAGUUAUGUGAUUGAGGUAUUUGUGUGCAACAUGAAUGUAUAUAUGUAUAAUAGUAUCGAAGUGCGUUUAUUAUUUUUGGGAGGUAAUUCUC